AUGAAGAUCACCACCGUUGCUACCCUGCUCGUGGCUACGGCCAUGGCCAUACCGUCGCCGCACCAAAACAACUAUCAGGAGCCUGAUGGCCGCGACAAGUGCCACGACGGCAAGGGCUACUGCCAUCCCAAGCACCUCGGUGGCAAGCACCUCCCGCACCACCACAAGGGCCACGGAGGUGACCGUCGCCCGCUGAUCGAUCUCGAGAUCGGUGGCCACAAGGGCCGCCACUACGGCGGACGUCCCUCGUCCCCUCGCCGGGGCGGCCGCCACCCGCUGCUCGAUCUCGAGAUCGGCAACUUCCCCCACCGCGGUGGCCGAGGCUACAGCCCGUUCCGCGGUGGCAGCAGGGGCUACAGCCCUCGCCGCGGCAACCGUGGCUACAGCCCACGCCGUGGAAACAGCCGUAGCCACUCCCGCGGCCGCGACCACAGCCCUCGCCGUGGCAACCGUGGCUACAGCCCCCGUCCCGGCGGUCGUGGCUACAGCCCUCGCCGAGGCUACAGCCCUCGCCCCGGCGGCCACGGCCCCGGCCCUCGUCCCGGCGGUCGUGACUACAGCCCUCGCCGCGGUCGCGACUACAGCCCUCGCCGAGGCCGUGACAACAGCCCCCGCCGUGGCCGUGACAACAGCCCUCGCCGCGGGCGUGACUACAGCCCUCGCCGCGGUAACAACGACCACCGCCCGCACCGCGGCUACAGCCCCCGUCGCGGCGACAAUGAUCACCGCCCGCACCGUGGCUACAGCCCUCGUCGCGGCGACAACGAUCACCGCCCGAACCGUGGCUACAGCCCUCGUCGUGGCGACAACGAUCACCGCCCGAACCGUGGCUACAGCCCCCGUCGCGGCGACAAUGAUCACCGCCCGCACCGUGGCUACAGCCCCCGCCGCGGCGACAACGAUCACCGUCCGCACCGUGGCUACAGCCCUCGCCGUGGCGACAACAAUCACUCCCCCAUCCGUGGUCCCAUUCGUCUUCCUCCUCUGAACGGAGGAAAGUUCAUCCCCCACCGUGGUGGCAACGACUACAAGCCUCACCGUGGCGACAAUGACCACCCUCACCGUGAUGGGAACCGCUCUCCCCACCGUGGUGACAACGAUUACAAGCCCCCUCGUCAUCGUGACGACUCUCCUCACCGUGGCGGUGACCGAUCUCCCCACCGUGGUGACAAUGAUUACAAGCCUCCUCACCGAGGCGACAACUCUCCUCACGGCGGCAACCACGACGGUCCUAACCGCGGCGGCAACGACUACACUCCUCCCCCGACUCCUCACCGUGAUAACGAUGGUCCCCGCCGUGGAAACGAUGGUCCUAACCGUGGUAAUGAUGGUCCUCGCCGCGGCGGCAACGAUGGUCCCCAUCGCGACAACGAUGGCCCUCGCCGAGGUGGCAGCGAUGGUCCCAACCGUGGCAACGAUGGUCCUAACCGUGGCAAUGACGGCCCCCGCGGUGGAAAUGACGGUCCUCGCCGCGGUGGAAACGAUGGCCCUAACCGUGGUAACGACGGCCCCCGUGGUGGAAACGACGGUCCUAACCGUGGCAACGACGGCCCCCGUGGUGGAAACGACGGUCCUAACCGUGGCAACGACGGCCCCCGUGGUGGAAACGACGGUCCUCGACGUGGCGGAAACUCUCCUGCUCCAUCGCCCAACUCGCCUGCCCCUGCUCCUGCCCCUGCGCCUGCACCUGCUCCCGCACCUGGUGCUCCCGCCCCAGGCUCUCCUCCGCCUCCCGCCUCCCCUCGUGGUGGAAACCCUCCCCCUGCCCGAGGUGGUAACCCCCCUCCUGGUCGUGGUGGUGACUAA
Messenger RNA from Drechmeria coniospora, 1806 nucleotides. RefSeq lists its product as uncharacterized. The record is from RefSeq and is a predicted model, not a curated record. Bases 1 to 1806 code for a protein of 601 amino acids. The transcript has a single exon. Lineage: Eukaryota; Fungi; Ascomycota; Sordariomycetes; Hypocreales; Ophiocordycipitaceae.